Molecule: messenger RNA, 5514 nt
Organism: Trachymyrmex septentrionalis
Lineage: Eukaryota; Metazoa; Arthropoda; Insecta; Hymenoptera; Formicidae
Product: probable multidrug resistance-associated protein lethal(2)03659
Exons: 15
Coding region: 781-4830 (1349 amino acids)
Biological process (GO): transmembrane transport
Cellular component (GO): membrane
Molecular function (GO): ATP hydrolysis activity; ATP binding; ABC-type transporter activity
Source: RefSeq, a predicted model, not a curated record
UGCUGUCGUCGAAUCAUGACAAUAGUAUAUGAGUUCAAAAGGGUUAAUUGGCACGUGACAACAAUUAUUCUCUUUACAAUAUGCCCUUUAAUAAAGAGCGAAACAAAUUUAAUAACAUCGUUGGCAGCUGUUGUGUUUCUGGAUCAUUCCUUUCAUGACUGAACUCCUGCAAAUCAAAGCUGUAAGAGUAUUGAGAACAAUCCAGAAAUACAACGGUAUAAAAAGAGACACACAGAAGUGACUCAACGCAGUACAUGAAUUCGCUGUCGAAACGCGAAGUCACUAUUGCUUGUUUUAAAGAAAAGAGAUCCUCGCGGUCACGAAAAGUUUUCCGAAAAUCUUUACUACGGCUUGCAACACGUGCGGAAAGUAAAGUCGUUUGUUCUAUCACCUGUAGUGUAAGGCCAUGAAUGACCGUAACGUCAACACUCGCGAUUGUAUCUUAAUAUAUGGAAUCGCUUACUCUUAAAAACGAAAUCGCAAUUGUAAGAUAUUCACUGUAAAUAGUAUACACAGUUGUAAAAAAUUCAGUUUGAGCAAAUACAUUUUACAGUUAUUAUCAAAGUGAUUUUGUGAACUUGCAUGUGUGUGCGUGUAAUCUUAAUCCCAGCUUAAACUACGGUCUAAACAGAGUAUAUUUAACUUGAGUAAAUAUAGUACCUGUUCUGGAACGGCUAAUUAUCUAAAAAAGUAUUGACUCUUAUUGAAAAUAUACUUUAAAUAAAAAUUGGAGGGCUUAGAAGAUCUAUUAAGAGAAAAGACUCGUAUGAGACAAUCAUCAUGCAUAGGAAAUCGUAUACCGAGAAAGUGAAGAAUAAUCCCAGAGCGGAUGCCAACAUUUUCAGCAUUUUGACGUUUUCUUGGAUUCUACGCACUUUCUGGGUGGGUUAUCGUCGAGAUCUUGAAGUAACUGAUUUGUACACACCGCUUAAAGAGCAUACAAGUGAUAUUCUUGGUGUUAAAAUAGCGAAAGCCUGGGAGAAGGAAUGGAAGGCGUAUCAGUAUCGGCUGGAGCAGAUUGCGAAGAGCGGGUCGCAGAAGAAGGUCAAGGAGCCCAGCCUGAUGAGAGUCCUUAUCAGAUGUUUCGGUUUCAAGACCCUACUGUGCGGAACUUUCAUGGCCGUUAUAGAAACCUUGCUCAGAAUAGUGCAACCGUUAUUGUUGGGUCAGAUGCUGCUCUAUUUUAACACCACAGACAUCGACAAGUACUACGCGUACAAAUGCGCCAUCGGCAUUAUUUUGUGCUCCGCCGUUAACGUAUUCGUAGUCCAUCCUUACAUGAUGGAUAUGACUCAUUUGGGUAUGAAGGUUCGCGUAGCCUGCUGUUCGCUGAUCUACCGCAAGACGUUGAAGCUGACUAGAACCGCGUUGGGCGAAACGACAAUCGGCCAGGCAGUCAAUCUGCUAUCUAACGACGUCAAUAGAUUCGACGUCAGUAUCAUAUUUCUCCAUUAUUUGUGGCUCGGACCUUUGGAGACCAUCAUCAUCACAUACAUUACAUUCCAUUUGAUCGACAUCGGAAUAUCAUCUAUUUUCGGUAUCGCAUUUCUUCUGAUGUUCAUCCCUUUUCAAGUGUGGCUAGGCAAGAAGUCAUCAGAGCUGAGAUUAAGAACUGCUAUCAGGACAGAUGAGAGAGUACGAUUAAUGAACGAGAUUAUUAGUGGAAUCCAAGCCAUCAAGAUGUAUACCUGGGAGAAUUUUUUCAGCUCGCUCAUAGAAAAAGCAAGAAAGAAAGAAGUUAAUGUCAUCCAAUGGGCGUCGUGUGUCAGAGGUAUCGUCAAGUCUUUCAUCGUCUUUAUGACAAGAAUAUCGUUGUUUAUUACGAUAUUGUCUUAUAUUCUGUUUGGCUACAAGAUAACGGCCGAGAAGGUGUACGUGAUAACUGCCUAUUAUAACAGUUUAAGCUUAAUCAUGACUGCCUACUUUCCGCAAGGAAUAACACAAGUAGCGGAAACGAUCGUCUCUAUAAAACGGCUGCAAAAGUUCCUCAUGUAUGACGAACUGACUCUUUCCGAGACUGAAGCAAAGAAGUAUAAUAAGCAGAGCAAUAAGGACACAAAAGAGAAUAACAAGAAUGCGAAGGAGAAUAAUACGAUAAAUUUGAAGGAAAAUUUAAUCGAGCAGAAGAACGAUAGCGCAAUCGUAGACCAGCUGAACAAUGUUGAAUAUAGCAUCUCCAUCAAGAACGGAAAUGCUAAGUGGUUAGAUUAUGAACAAGAAGACACCUUAAUGAAUAUCAACAUGAAGGUGCGUCCCGGUGAACUGAUCGCUGUUGUCGGCCAGGUCGGCGCGGGAAAGAGCAGUCUGUUGAACGUCAUCCUCAAAGAAUUGCGUUUGCAAGAAGGCUCCAUUCAAGUCAACGGCAGGAUUGCCUACGCUAGUCAAGAACCGUGGCUUUUCGCUGAUUCGGUCAGACAAAAUAUUCUAUUCGGAAAAACGAUGGAUCAGAUUCGAUACGAUCGCGUGACUAAAGUGUGUCAGUUAAAGAGAGAUUUCAGCCUGCUGCCUUACGGUGAUAAGACGAUUGUAGGAGAGAGGGGUGUCAGUCUUUCCGGUGGCCAGCGUGCAAGAAUAAACUUGGCGAGAGCCGUUUAUGCCGAUGCCGACAUAUAUCUCAUGGACGAUCCUUUAAGCGCCGUGGACGCCCAUGUGGGCAAGCAUAUAUUUGAAAAAUGCAUCGAUAAAUAUUUACGAGGCAAGACUCGAAUUCUCGUCACUCAUCAGUUGCAAUACCUACGCAACGUCGGUAGAAUUAUCGUUUUGAAGGACGGAGCUAUCCAGGCUGAAGGCACUUACGACGAGCUAAGUUCUAUGGGAGUGGAUUUUGGUCGACUGUUAAAAAAUCGAGUGGAAGCGGAUGAGAAAUCGUCUGUUCUCUCCUCGCCUCCUGUUAGCCGUAAAAAUUCGCUUAUCGCCAGUAUCACGUCGCUGAGUUCCUUAAUGACGAAUAAUACUUCGAAACAGGAUCCUGAUGAGGUGACUGAGAUGCAAACGGUAGGCAAUGUUUCCGGCAAAGUAUUCACUGGUUAUCUCCGUGCUGGUGGCAACUGGUGCAUUAUAUUCAUAGUAGCCAUGCUUAGCAUAGCGACACAAUUAGCGGCUAGCGGCAGCGAUUUCUUUCUUGCGAAUUGGGUUAAUAAAGAAAGACACCAUAUGAAUCAAACGGUAGAUGGCAUUGUUGAAGACGUUCCCCCAAGAAGUUCCCUUACUCGCAUGGAGUACAUCUAUAUCUACAGUGGCCUAAUCGUGCUGACAAUCGGCAUCACCCUUAUCCGCUCAUGGGCUUUCUUGUGGAUGUGCUUGCGGGCCUCAAUGCGCUUGCACGAUCGCAUGUUUCGCAGCAUUAGUCGCGCAACUAUGCGAUUCUUCAAUACCAACACGUCGGGACGUGUACUCAAUCGCUUCUCCAAGGACAUGGGCGCGGUAGACGAGAUGCUGCCCAUCGCGUUUAUUGAUUCUAUCCAGAUCGGUAUGUCGCUGGUAACCGCCAUCAUCGUGAUCGCUAUCGCAAACGUGUGGCUGCUGAUACCUACGGUGAUUGUCAGCAUUGUCUUUUAUUACCUGAGAAUCUUUUAUCUGGCCACUAGUUAUAGCGUUAAGCGUCUCGAAAGCAUCACCCGCUCGCCGAUCUUCGCUCACCUGAGCGCGACUCUUCGGGGACUACCGACGAUCCGUGCGUUUGGAAUGGAAGCGACUCUCACGAAGGAGUUCGAUAAUUAUCAGGAUAUCCAUUCGUCCGCGUGGUACAUCUCCAUCGCAUCCUCCCGCGCCUUUGCCUUCUGGGUGGACGCUUUUUGCAUGCUAUAUAUCACGCUGGUCACGCUGAGCUUCCUCGUGAUGGACAAUGGCUUUAUGUAUGGCGGAUACGUAGGCCUAGCAAUCACGCAGAGUAUCAAUCUUACUGGGAGAUUGCACUGGUGCAUGCGCCAGAGCACCGAGGUGGAGAACCAGAUGGCCUCGGUGGAGCGUAUCCUUGAAUACAACAAAGUGGACAGCGAGCCGCCUCUCGAAAGUGUUCCCGAUAAAAAGCCCAAGUGCGAUUGGCCACAAGAAGGUAAGAUCAAGUUCAAGAACGUGUCCCUGCGCUAUGCGCCUUUAGAGCCGGCAGUGCUCAAGAACCUCAGCUUCGUUAUCUUUCCGCGGGAGAAAAUCGGCAUCGUCGGCAGAACCGGUGCCGGCAAGUCAUCCCUGAUUCAGGCUCUCUUCCGCCUGGCCGAUGUGGAUGGUCUGAUCGAGAUCGAUGAAGUCGAUACAAGCCAGAUAGGCCUGCACGAUCUGCGCUCCAAGAUCAGCAUUAUUCCGCAGGAACCGUUUCUGUUUUCUGGCAGCCUAAGGCGAAACCUCGAUCCGUUCGACUUGUAUGCGGAUGAACUGCUGUGGCGGGCGCUAGAGGAGGUCGAGCUGAAGGAGAUAGGCCUGGAGGCCCAUAUCAAUGAUGGCGGCUCCAAUCUUAGCGUCGGCCAGAGGCAGUUGGUCUGCUUGGCGCGAGCCAUUGUGAAGAAUAAUCCGAUACUUGUGCUAGACGAGGCGACCGCGAAUGUGGACCCGCGAACGGACGAGCUCAUUCAGACGACGAUUAGGAGGAAGUUCGAGAAGUGUACGGUGCUGACGAUCGCUCAUCGACUCAACACCGUCAUGGACAGCGAUCGCAUUCUAGUGAUGGACGCUGGUAACGCGGUGGAAUUCGAUCAUCCCCACGUGCUGCUGCAGAAGGAGUCGGGCUACCUGAAGAGCAUGGUGCAGGAAACCGGCACGGCGAUGGCGGAGGCUCUGGCCGGCGUUGCCCGCAACUGCUACCAGAAUCGUGUUUUGAUGCAUCCACUGUGUUAACUUUUCACAAUUGCAUGGGACAAACAUCAGUGAUAGGCCAUUCCGUCGAUUUUUUACCAGUAGUUCUUAGAUGAAUUUUUGAAAUUUAAAAAAUAAGAGAAAGAGUGCAAUGCAGAUGAAAUUCAGUCCGAGAAUAGAUUAAUCGGUUUGCUACGAGUUCUAUCUAGCUGUUCCUUUGAUUAUAAACGAAUUCUUUGUCGCUUCAACGUAAAGUGCGAUUAUCGCCAAUGUAUUUCAAUUAAGCCGUGUAUACACCUAGCGAACGACUGAUUGAACAGCAAACGCAAAGUUUGUGUUGUUAUUUAUUACAUAAAAGUCGUAAGUUUAAUUGUUAUGUGCAACGGACAUAAAAUCUGAUCGAAUGAAAGUAUUCGGUAGAAUCAAGAAAAAAAAUAAAUUGCUUACAAAUACGAAUGUUCGAACAUUCGCGUUCGGUGUUCGUUUGCUAGGUGUAUACGCAGCUUUAUGCAGCAAGCAAUCAGUAAAGAUCGCGUAGAUUGCAACCCAACUGUAAUUACAGUAUUACUAUGUCAUUUUAGUAUCAGCUCGAAAUAUUUCAUCAGGAAGAAUAAAAUUGAAACUGUUGGGUCACCAGUAUAUCUUAUCGUCAGCGAGCUACCAUAAACAAUAUAAACACUUCUAGGAAGCAAUUUCUUGUAUAUAUUUACCGCCAUGGUGAUAAAA